Molecule: messenger RNA, 1410 nt
Organism: Colletotrichum higginsianum IMI 349063
Lineage: Eukaryota; Fungi; Ascomycota; Sordariomycetes; Glomerellales; Glomerellaceae
Product: KH domain-containing protein
Exons: 3
Coding region: 1-1410 (469 amino acids)
Biological process (GO): regulation of gene expression; regulation of RNA metabolic process
Cellular component (GO): cytoplasm; nucleus
Molecular function (GO): mRNA binding
Source: RefSeq, a predicted model, not a curated record
AUGUCCGCUUCGCCCACCCAGCCCGCAAACUCGGCCAAGCGCCCUCUCGAGGAGACCUCCCCGUCGCGGAGCAACGACCAACCGGACGCGAAGCGCCCGGCCCUGGACAAGAUCCUGAAGAAUGACGAGGAGGUUGAAAUGGCACAGCCUCCCGAGACCAGCGCCAUCCCUACCACGGACACGAACGGCGCAGAGAAGACAAACGGCUCUGAUGCCAAGUCCGAGCAGACCGAUGCUGAGGGCACCGAGACGAAGCCCAUCCAGAGCUCCGUCGCUGGUUCUGUCCCUGCAACCUCGACCCCCUCAGCGAGCCAUGACGAGAGAGAUUGGAUCCACAUCCGCGCCGUCAUCUCCAGCCCGGAAGCCGCCACGGUCAUCGGAAAGGGCGGAGAGAACGUUUCCAACAUCCGCAAGAUGUCCGGUGCCAAGUGCACCGUGAGUGACUACCAGAAGGGAGCUGUCGAGCGUAUCUUGACUGUCAGCGGCGUUGUCGACGCUGCCGCGAAGGCCUUCGGUCUCAUCAUUCGAACCCUGAACAACGAGCCCCUGGCUGAGCCGUCGAGCGCGCAGUCGAAGACCUACCCUCUGCGUCUGCUGAUUCCUCAUAUCUUGAUCGGGUCCAUCAUUGGCAAGGGCGGCGCUCGCAUUCGCGAGAUUCAGGAGGCUUCUGGCGCUCGGCUUAACGCUUCCGACUCUUGCUUGCCUCUGUCCACCGAGCGCUCGCUGGUGGUCAUGGGAGUCGCUGAUGCCGUCCACAUCGCGACUUACUAUGUCGGUAGCACUCUCCUCGAGCAGCUGAACGACCGCUUCGGUGGUCCGGCUGCCUCAGCGUACGCCACGAGAAGUGGCGGCCCUGCCGGCGUUGUCCCCGGUGGCAUGCAGGUCGUCCCGUAUAGCCCGCAGCCUACCACUGGCAACUAUGGCAACCGCGAGAACUACAACCGCAGGCAUGACGCCCGCGCUCAGCACCACGGCCUCCCCGCCGCUCCGUAUGGCGCACAGCCGUACCCCCCUCAUGCCGCUCAGCCGAAUCCGGCAAUGCCCAUCCACUACGGUGCGGCGCAAGCUGGUGGCUACGGUGCUGCCGCUCCCAUGCAGCCCCAUGCUGGUGCCGCCGUUCCCCAACCCCACGGCGCUCACCCGGCUCAGCCCAUUCAUGGAGGUGCUGUCGCCGGUGCUCCCUUGACCCAGCAGAUCUACAUCCCCAACGAUAUGGUCGGAGCCAUCAUCGGAAAGGGUGGUCAGAAGAUCAACGAGAUACGCCAGAUCAGUGGCAGUGUGAUUAAGAUAAACGAGCCUCAAGACAACAGCAACGAACGGCUGGUCACCAUCACCGGAACCGAGGAGUGCAAUCGGAUGGCGCUAUACAUGCUUUACUCUCGUCUCGAAUCGGAAAAGCACCGGAUCUAA